AUACUUCCAUUCCGAGCGUCGAUCGGGGAAACAGUCGGAUCCACAGCUGUCGGCUCCGAGCGGACGCGAUGCUUCGAAAAGAGCUCCUUGUUCAGUGCGUCCUUUUGUUGGCGGCAUUGGGAUGGCUCGGGUCCGAUGCUGCGAGUACCGCAACGGUGGGGCAGACGACACCCUCUUCUUACCAGAAGUCAGUUUCCUCGACGACGUCCGUAACCAUUGCAACCACUACAGGAGACGCUUCCACGCAAGGAAACAGAGCAACGGUGCCUCUGACCACUCCCAGUACGUCUACAGCGAGCGCAAUUAGUAAUGCCACAGCAGCCACUGCAGGAGCCGUCUCCACGCAAGGAAGCACAGCAACGGUACCUCUGACCACUCCCAGUACGUCUACAGCGAGCGCAAUCAGCAAUGCCACAGCAGCCACUGCAGGAGCCGUUUCCACGCAAGGAAGCACGGCAACGGUAUCUCGGACCACUCCCAGUGCCUCUACAACGAGCGCAGUCAGUAAUGCCACAGCAGCCACUGCAGGAGCCGUCUCCACGCAAGGAAGCACAGCAACGGUAUCUCGGACCACUCCCAGUGCCUCUACAACGAGCGCAGUCAGUAAUGCCACAGCAGCCACUGCAGGAGCCGUCUCCACGCAAGGAAGCACAGCAACGGUAUCUCGGACCACUCCCAGUGCCUCUACAACGAGCGCAAUCAGCAAUGCCACAGCAGCCACUGCAGGAGCCGUCUCCACGCAAGGAAGCACAGCAACGGUAUCUCGGACCACUCCCAGUGCCUCUACAACGAGCGCAGUCAGUAAUGCCACAGCAGGAGCCGUUUCCACGCAAGGAAGCACGGCAACGGUAUCUCGGACCACUCCCAGUGCCUCUACAACGAGCGCAGUCAGUAAUGCCACAGCAGCCACUGCAGGAGCCGUCUCCACGCAAGGAAGCACAGCAACGGUAUCUCGGACCACUCCCAGUGCCUCUACAACGAGCGCAGUCAGUAAUGCCACAGCAGCCACUGCAGGAGCCGUCUCCACGCAAGGAAGCACAGCAACGGUAUCUCGGACCACUCCCAGUGCCUCUACAACGAGCGCAGUCAGUAAUGCCACAGCAGCCACUGCAGGAGCCGUCUCCACGCAAGGAAGCACAGCAACGGUAUCUCGGACCACUCCCAGUGCCUCUACAACGAGCGCAGUCAGUAAUGCCACAACAGGAGCCGUCUCCACGCAAGGAAGCACGGCAACGGUAUCUCGGACCACUCCCAGUGCCUCUACAACGAGCGCAGUCAGUAAUGCCACAGCAGCCACUGCAGGAGCCGUCUCCACGCAAGGAAGCACAGCAACGGUAUCUCGGACCACUCCCAGUGCCUCUACAACGAGCGCAGUCAGUAAUGCCACAGCAGCCACUGCAGGAGCCGUCUCCACGCAAGGAAGCACAGCAACGGUACCUCUGACCACUCCCAGUACGUCUACAGCGAGCGCAAUCAGCAAUGCCACAGCAGCGCUGGAUCUGGACGCCGGCUGCAACGAGGCCGUCUGCUCGCGCCCGCACUGCGCAUGCGCCUCCGACAAGCCCCCCGCAGGCAUGCGACCCGACCAGGUGCCACAGUUCGUGACGCUGACGUUCGACGACGCCGUGACGGUGACCAACAUGGCCUUCUACCGCGAGCUGCUCGAGGGCUUCGCCAGGAAGAACAAGGCGAACGGCUGCGGCAUCGCGGCCACUUUCUUCGUGUCGCACGAGUACACGGACUACGCGGCCGUCAACGCACUGCACUCCUGGGGCAACGAGAUCGCCGUGCACUCGAUCAGCCACCGAACCGACUGGGACUACUGGAACACCAUCAACAGCACCCAGUGGGAACGGGAGAUGCUGGAUCAAAAGGUCAUGAUGGAGACGUUUGCGAAUGUGCCAGCGUCGGACGUGACCGGUGUCAGGGGCCCAUUCCUCUACACCGGAGGAGACCAGCUCUUCCGCAUGCAAGCGCUACAUUUUCGGUACGACUGCACCCUGGUCCACCAGCGCGUCAGACGUGGCGCCGAAAACCCCGUCUACCCGUACACCAUGGACUUCGGCUUCCGACGCAGCUGCAUGGUGUACCCGUGUCCCGAGCGCACCUACCCGGGACUCUGGGUGGUGCCCAUGAAUGUGCUCUUCCGCGAGCGCGAGGGCCAGGACUUGCCGUGCGCCAUGGCAGACAUGUGCGUGCCGCAGCCGAUCACGGUCAACGAAACCUUCGAGUACCUCAGGUCCAACUUCGAGGACUUCUACACGACCAACCGAGCACCUUUCCCUUUGUUCCUUCAUGAGGCUUACCUGCAACAACCCAGUCGCAAGCAGGGCUACCUGCAGUUCAUCGACUGGCUACUGCAGAAGGACGACGUCUUUCUCGUGACCAUCUCCGAAGUGCUACGCUUCAUGCAGGACCCGAAGCCGCUGGGAGCCUACGUUCAGCAUACGUGCCCUGGCGGCGUCGUGCAAAGCACCUGUCCCAAGCCGAACACGUGUGCUUACAAGAAUACAUCACUGGGAGGCGACCGCUACAUGACGACCUGUUCUCAGUGCCCCAAGAACUAUCCAUGGGUUGGAAAUCCCAUGGGCAACUAGUGAACGUGCCACCUGGUCCCCAAGGACUGAAGUGAACACCGCGCUUUAGCAGUCCAGCACUGAAAUUUGUGCUCUGGCGGGCGGCGCGUUUUUAGCACUUUUCUUCGUUACCUUUCUUUUUCAUUACAAAAGCUUAAAUUUUCUUGACAGCAGUUUGUGACUCACGUGUCGCGAAUAUGCAGCUCAUACAUAUUUCUUUGGAAGAAGGAAUUAUCAUCGUCCACAAACAGUGUGCUUUGCAUUUCUUCCUCCAUGUCUCCAUGCCUCCUCUGAACUACAGCUCUAGCAGUUUCGGCAGUUCGUAGCAGUUUCACUCUUCACCAUUUUCGCGGACACACUUUAGGGGACUUUGCAUCGCGAAGUGGCUCCCGUGAGAUAUAUCCAAAAAUUCAGGAAUUAAUUGUUACGGCAACUAGCGCUUCGAGACUGGCUGAUGGAAACUUCCUUAUAAUACACCAGAAGGCCUCAAACUGAAAUGAAAGUGGCCAUAUAUCCAGAUCCCACAAACCCCCAUAUCAAUCUGCACUCAGUAAAGACCUCUUAAGAAGUCGGCGUUGCAUUCGUGUACAUGUUUUAGGAGAAAGUUCCAGUUGAACCACUGACUGCUUCCAAGCGUCAUACAUCGUUUACGACAAUUUUGACGCGCAUCACACCAUGAGGCUUGACAAAAACACAAAUGCUAAAAGCCCCUUGAUCCACACAACUUCGCCAAGUGGUAGGCAGAAAACGUCCUGGAGGUGCUUUAAUGGAUGCCUGUAGAAAGAUCACGAAAUACAUUGGUCAACUUAGGCUUAUAUGUCGCAAAUGACGGCAAGGUGACGUCUUGCCGGCCAUCUGCAUCCGCAAGUGACCUUACUAUGCAUUCAAUUAGCGUUCAUGUAUACGGUCGGUCACAUCAGGUUGGACAGGGAGCAACAAAUUCCCUGUUUUACAGCGAAGCUGCACACGGCUAGGGUUUCGCACAUAUUUGUUCUGCGUGAACAAAAACUAUCAUCAUCAAUGGCUCGUAGCCCCGUAAGGCAGAGGCUACAAGCACUUAGAAGUGAAGCGAACAGUGCUUAAAUUCUAUUUCAUCACACAUACAACAUACAGAACAGCAUGUCGAAAACUGUCAUCAUACUGAAAAUGGAGCUGUUUACGUGUUCUGUGUUGCAGACAUAUCCCUUGCGAUGCCACACCUAUCCGGUCCAACCGAACACCCAGCAGCGUACUUGCAAGUGAUUUGACAUUAUCAAAGAAUGUGACUGCAGUUGCGAGUGAGACAUGAAUGACCAAGGAUCAAGACAAUAAAAGAGUGUGCGUACCUUUUGUAACGAUGACCACCCAUCAAGACAAUAAAUCAGCUCGUACCUUUGUUCAAAA
Molecule: messenger RNA, 3959 nt
Organism: Dermacentor andersoni
Lineage: Eukaryota; Metazoa; Arthropoda; Arachnida; Ixodida; Ixodidae
Product: chitin deacetylase 8-like
Biological process (GO): carbohydrate metabolic process
Molecular function (GO): hydrolase activity, acting on carbon-nitrogen (but not peptide) bonds
Source: RefSeq, a predicted model, not a curated record